AUGUUCGCUGUUUUAAAGAAAAAGCUCGCUAGUGGGUAUUCAAUCACUCUCAACCUCAAAGAAGCUUUGGAAUCUGUACUGCCGAAGAAAUCGAACUCCGAUGCAUCCACAGGAGUAAUAGAUCACCCCCACCACCAACAAAAACAACAGCCUCAGGACCAGCAGCUGCACAAGUUACCGCAAGAACCAUCCCAGGACAAAAAGGUUGCCGAAGAUGAGCCGAGGCCUACCAAGCCUGAGUGGGUCGUCUCCAUCAAAAAGCUUGAGCAACUUUGCCUGGAAGACGUGGAGUCCCCGGGGCCAAACCCCUCAAUUUGCCGGAUCCCGCACUAUCUCAAGGACGGCGAGGACAACGCCUGGGUCCCCCAGAUCGUCUCCCUUGGGCCGUACCACCACGGUAAGGAGCACCUCCGCCAUAUGGAGAAGCACAAGUUGCGCUGCCUCCACCGCAUAAUCUGGCGCACUAAGCACGAGAGAGACUUCUAUCUAGAAUCAGUGAGGGAGGUUGAACAGGACGCUCACGGCUGCUACGAGGGAUCGAAAUCCAUGAACAUCGAGGAAUUCUUGAAUAUGAUGGUUCUCGAUGGUUGCUUUAUGAUCGAGCUGUUCCUGGGGUUCACCAUAGGGUUCGAAAAACUGGGCUACCCUCGCAAUGACUCCGUCUUCUCAACGUGGAGAUCGAUGCACAAGAUUCGGCGGGACAUGAUCAUGCUCGAGAAUCAGAUCCCGCUCUUCAUACUUGACCGGCUUCUCGGCCUUCAGCUUGGUGAUCCUAACCAGAAGGGGCUCGCGGCCAAGUUGGCGCUUCGGUUCUUCAACCCUCCCCAGCCGACGGACGAUCCUCUGACUGAGGUUAGCAUGAAUAGAAUUGAUAUCGACCUGGUAUCUGACAAGUGUAAGAUCCAUUGCCUCGAAGUGUACCGGUGGAGCCUCUUGCACCCGAGCCAGAAGCGGGUGGGGAACCAGAGCCCGUCGCAGAGGCAGCAACAGCUCAUCCACUGUGUGACCGAGCUUUGGGAAGCCGGGAUUGAGUUCAAAAAGAGGAAGACGGACAAGUUCUGGGACAUCCAGUUCAAGAACGGGGUCCUCUAUAUCCCUAAGCUUGUUAUCCAUGAUGGUACGAGGUCACGCUUCCUCAACUUGAUAGCCUUUGAGCAGUGUAACUUCGAUUGCGGCAACCACAUCACCUCGUACGUAAUCUUCAUGGACAACCUGAUCAAUUCCGCCGAAGACGUCAGGCACCUCCACUCCUGUGGAAUCAUUGAGCAUUGGCUUGGGAGCAACACCGACAUUGCCAACCUCUUCAACCGGCUUUGCCAGGAGGUGGCCUUCGACAUCAAAGAUAGUUAUCUCUGUGGACUGUCUGAGGAGGUGAACAAAUACUACAGCAAUAGGUGGAAUGGCUGGAUAGCCGGUCUCAAGCACAAGUACUUCAGUAAUCCCUGGUCAAUCAUUUCGGUCAUUGCUGCUUUCAUUUUGCUCGCGCUUACUUUCACUCAGACCUUCUAUGGAAUCUAUGCCUACUAUAGGUAGGGUUCUUGAUUUCUCCUAUAGUAGAAACUAUCUUAUGAACGAUUUAGGAAUGAUAAAAUUCUGGCGAAAAUCUAGGAAUUAGAAUAUUGGCUAAUUGACUAUUAGUAGCCGAUUGGCAGAUGAAUGCUUCAGAUGUAAUGAUCUCGCCUCCCAGUGAAAGAGAAACUGUGC
This is a messenger RNA of Eucalyptus grandis, 1704 nucleotides long. RefSeq names its product UPF0481 protein At3g47200-like. Lineage: Eukaryota; Viridiplantae; Streptophyta; Magnoliopsida; Myrtales; Myrtaceae. The coding region runs from base 1 to 1533 and encodes 510 amino acids. The transcript has a single exon. The record is from RefSeq and is a predicted model, not a curated record.